CGACCGUUAUCAAAACACUGUUGCUUUGUCGUGAUUUCAACGCUGACAAAACGUUACUAAGCACGCUUAUGCUUGAUAAUUAUGGCGUUUUCAAAAGUAAAAUGGAUAGAACCACAUGCAAAUGGAUCUAGUAAAAUCCAGUAUGGGACGGUGCCAACAAACUGGAUUGAAGAAGAAGAAGGGCAAGAGUUUAUUCGUUGGCCUUGCAAUGCUAAAGAUGUAGAGCCGUACAUAAAGCGUUGCCAAAAUCCUUGCAUUAAUUGGUUGUUUUUUGUUUUAGUUCAACAUUUUGGGAGUGCAGACAGUUACAUAAAUUGUGAAUCAAUUAAAACAUGCUCAGAAUCUGAAUCUGACCACAAUUCGCAAUUGGGGAAAAGGAAAUACAACCAAAUAGAUUCAUUUGCCUAUCAAAAGCAAUCAGAAAAAAGAUUAGCUAAUGCAAGAAAAUCGAAAACAAAGAAAUUGAGUUAUAUAGAAACAAGUGACGAUGAAGUCAGUUUUUCCAGUACGCCAUUUCCAAAAUUAGACGAUGAUGGUUCUUCUUGUGUAUACUCAUACAACAAUUCAGCAACAAUUAGUUCCAGUGAAGGGUUAACUUGUGAAAAAAUAGUUAAUAAAGUAAUUGGUAAAAGUGCUGGGGAAACAGAUAAAGACUUUCUGAUCAGACUUGUGUAAAUUAACAUAGUUGGAAUUAUAUUUAUCUUAAUUUCUGCAAAGCUUUUAAACGAACAAUGUUAGCAGCAAUAGCACGUCUAGAAAAAAACUUUAAUGACUUUAAAGCCUCAUUUAAGCAGAAUGAUUUAAAAACUUUAGUCAAACCGUUACAUCUAUCAAAACUGCAAUUUGACGAAAUCUUGGAUCUGGAAGUUUUUCUUUCAGCUGAUAGUAAAAGAAAGGAUUCUGCAGUAGAAUCAUUAUGUAAUGUGGGUGGAAAAUCUACAAUAGAUAUUACAUACAAUGUUAUGAAAAAAGUGAUGAGUGACGAGGCUUCUAGCCACUUUAAUAUAAAAGGCAGUUCUCAGAAAAUCUCAUUUUGUGAAAAGUGCCCAAUAUUAUUUUCUGCUAUAAUUAAUGCCAUCAAAUUACAGGACGAAUCAGCGAAAGAUAGCGAUAUAACAACCGCAAUAGGAAAGUGGCUACGUAUGCAUGGCACACUGUUUAAACGUCAAAUGACAGAAUAACAACAAAAUAACAUCGUUUUGAUUGAAAAAAAUUUGAAAAUGCAGAAAAUAUUUUGCUUGUUAA
Hydra vulgaris (swiftwater hydra) is the source of this 1245-nucleotide messenger RNA. NCBI's taxonomy places the organism in Eukaryota, Metazoa, Cnidaria, Hydrozoa, Anthoathecata, Hydridae. The record is from RefSeq and is a predicted model, not a curated record.